GCGAAAUCAUGAUCUCCGCGGCCGAUCGGAAGAAGCUGUUUAAGUCUAAGGCGCGCGCGGAGUCCAGCCAAGAACGGCCUCCGCUCCCAACUCCCGCACCAUCUGCCGAGCAUGCCCAGGCGAGGAAGAAGCGCAAGGAGGUGAGCUCCUCGGCGGAAGGGGCUUCGCUGAGCGGGGCAAGGUCUCCACCCUCGCGCUCGGUGGACUGCGGGAACCCGACCUUCGUGAAGGACCUCGCCUCCACUCUCUUGCUCGAGUUGGGCUCGGUGGCCAUGCGCGCCCCAGAGCUGGUGGAGCGCUUCGAAUGGUAUGUGGCGGAGAAGGCCAAAGGUGAAGAGGAGCUUCGGAGGGUACAGGAGCACGUGGCUGGCCUCGAGGGGAAGCUCGCUGCGGAGGAGCGGGUCUGGGCCGCGGAGCAGGCACGCGCUGCUGCCGAGGAGGAAGCGCGUCGUCUUGAUGGGGAGGCCGAGCAUGUAAUUGAGGCCUUUCAGACCUCCCCUGCGUUCGAGGAGGCGGCUCUCUCCCGCAUGGACGAUCUCUUGAAGAUCUGGGCUCAAACUCCGGCCGGCCAGCGUCUCCUUUUCAAAGAAGGGCAAGCCAACUAUUCCCUGGGGCUGCAACAGGCUCAAGAGGUUCUGCUCGAGCGGAUCCAAAAGGGGAAAGAACUCCCGAAGCCAUGCGAGAACCCUGAGGAGUUUGACUCAUCCAUCUACUACUACUCUGAGGACGAGGACGCCAAUGGCGGGGGCGAGGACACCGCCGGUAACUGAACGCAGCUGGGCCCACCGAUGAACUCCACCCUUAGUUUUUUUUCCUUUGAUGUAAUGUUUCUGCGCUCGAACAAUGUAUUUUGCACCGCGCAACUAUCACCCUUGACUCUUCGUGGUUUGUGAUGCCUAUCGUUUUGCUUCGUCUUUAAUUGUAUUUCCGCGAUUGUUUUGGAGGCCGAACGGCCGCUGCCGGGGCGCUU
Molecule: messenger RNA, 970 nt
Organism: Cuscuta campestris
Lineage: Eukaryota; Viridiplantae; Streptophyta; Magnoliopsida; Solanales; Convolvulaceae
Source: the annotation of a GenBank genome assembly